Messenger RNA from Haemonchus placei, 333 nucleotides. Lineage: Eukaryota; Metazoa; Nematoda; Chromadorea; Rhabditida; Trichostrongylidae. The record is from the annotation of a GenBank genome assembly.
AUGAAGGUCGUUUUAAUUUUAGCAGUUGCCCUUCUGGUAGUCGCUAUCGCGAAAAAGAGCAGCGGAAGCGAUUCCGAAUCAGGCGAGGAGAAAAAACAUAAGGAUCAUAAGAAACAUGACAAAAGCAGUUCAUCCUCUGAUUCUUCUGACUCCAGCGAAGAAAAGAAGCACAAAAAGCAUAAGUCAACCACCACCGAAUCCCCAAGCUCAACGGAAGAGACGGAAUCAACCAACGAGUCCACAAGUACAACUUCAACUACGCCCGAAUCGUCGAAAUCUACGAAAGAGACUACUACAACGCCAUCGUCAGAGGAAGUUACACUGCAAGAUUGA